Messenger RNA from Notodromas monacha, 3013 nucleotides. The record is from the annotation of a GenBank genome assembly. NCBI's taxonomy places the organism in Eukaryota, Metazoa, Arthropoda, Ostracoda, Podocopida, Cyprididae.
GUAAUUUGUUUUCCCUUACAGCCGUUCGGGUAAAAUGGAAUCCCUUUUUGCGGGAACUGGAAGACCGCUUCUUCAUAUCCAAAAGACUCCCAUAAAUGAACUUUACUCGGUGACGGACACGGUUCUAGGUUUGGGAAUAAAUGGAAAAGUAGUGGAAUGCAUUCAAAGGAAGACAAAUCAGAAAUACGCCCUGAAGAUUUUGAGAGAUAGCCCUAAAUCGAGGCGGGAAAUUGAUCUUCAUUGGAGAGCUUCGGGAUGUCGCCAUAUUGUUCCCAUCAUCGACGUGUUCGAGAAUGUGUACAAGGAUCAGAAGUGCUUACUCAUGGUUAUGGAAUGCAUGGAAGGCGGAGAACUGUUCCAACGUAUUCAAGAGCGCGAAGGAGCAUUUACGGAACGAGAAGCUGCUGAAAUCAUGUACGAUAUAUGCAUUGCUGUGAAGCACCUCCACAGCAUGAACAUCGCUCACAGAGACUUGAAGCCAGAAAAUUUGCUUUAUUCUAAUAAAAGCGUUACUGGAGUGUUGAAGCUUACUGAUUUCGGAUUUGCCAAAGAAACUUUUUCAAAGGAUUCUCUUGCCACGCCGUGCUAUACUCCAUACUAUGUUGCCCCGGAAGUUCUGGGAACGGAGAAAUACGAUAAAAGUUGCGACAUGUGGUCACUAGGUGUGAUAAUGUACAUCCUGUUGUGCGGAUUCCCUCCCUUUUACAGCAACCACGGUCUAGCCAUUAGUCCAGGAAUGAAAAAGCGGAUCCGUGCGGGUCAAUACGACUUUCCCAAUCCCGAAUGGCGUGAUGUUAGCAACGACGCUAAGGACCUAAUCCGCGGACUGCUCAAUACCGACCCAGAGAAGCGUUUUAGCAUCGAAUCCGUGAUGAACAACCUGUGGAUUUCGAAAUACAUGGAGGUACCUAUGACGCCGCUUUGCACAGCACGUGUGCUGAAAGAGGAAGUCGCACAGUGGCCCGAGGUUCAAGACGAAAUGACUCGUUCGCUGGCCACCAUGCGAGUGGAUUACGAUCAGAUCCACCUGAAAAACCUGGACAAAACCAACAACCCGCUUUUGCAAAAGCGUAAGCGCAAAGAAGAUGCCGUGAUGGUAAAGUGAAAGUUCUUUUGAAGUGAACGUUGCUGUACUUCGCGCAAGCUCGGAACGUUCUUUUGCGACCAUGUUUUGAGUAAGUUAAAUUUCCUGUGAGCCGGAUCGACCACCCCGACCUGAGUGAAUGCAGCCCGCCCGAUUUCCGCGUUUUAGCCACGGAAUCGUAUCCUUGAUCCGGGCUGUAUUCUUUUUCUCAUGCCUUUGGCUCACGUGUUUCGAGGUCAGGUCGUGAAGUCUCCAGUUCCUCUCCGUCUUCUUAACGAAUGAAGUACGAACUGAAUCGAGUAUUGUUUUAUUCAUCGAAUGAGUAGUGGAGGAAUUUUUUUUGUAGUCUUCUAACUGAGCCUUUGUGUGCGGAUUUUUACAACCGUGACCCACAUUGAACUGGACUAAAAGGAAUGACGAGCUUCGAUUUUGCUCAAGCGUAAAUCUUUCAGGUUUCAUUUAUUCAUGACGGUUUUUGUAAAGUGACCAUUUGUCGUAAGUUUCUGUUCGCCAUUCCGCUGAAAUCAGCUGUGGUCUUAAUUUGUCCGGACUGACGAGGAAGGAAAUUGACUUCAGUGGAGGAAUAUUACUACUUUUUCGUCCGUAUUCGGUGAUACGCGAGGUAUUGUACAGUUUGCAGUUUACGUGUUUAUUUGUGUUUAUUAGUGUCUCAAGGAGUUGACCUUCUACCGCGAAUGUUUCGAUUUCUGUGUAUGAUACGCUUUUGAUUCUUUUUUAAGACGGAGGAAGAUCCCAGGAUCGUUAAAACAGGGUACAGUACUUGCACUCAAGCUUAAACUAUUUACUAUGACUGGGGUAACUUGCAUAUUUGCGAAAUGACAGGCUGUGAUCCACAAGGAACUUGCUGGUAGAUAUUCCUUUUAGACGUGAUCCAGUGCUUCGAGUAAUGACGUAGUCAUUUUGAAACUUGGUGCUUCUUCCAAAUCAUGCCUUGAUUUUUUCCCCAAUGUUUGGCUUAAGCGUGUCUAAGCCAUGCUGCAUCUUGGACUGGGGAAGGAAGUUGGGCUAUGAACGUGUCGAAGUGAGGCAGACAGUUUGGGAUAAUUGAAAGGAACGACAAUUUUUCGUUUGAUCGACUUUGGUCACAUUUAUAAACGUUUUCUAACUUCACCCAACUGCAAUGGUAGUCAGUUCAGGAUAACGCGAAUGGAAAUACUGUAUCUAGGUUUUCGGGGGCUCAAACCCAAUGAGUAUUUUAUUGUCCGAGUCGAAAACUUGUGCGAGGGCUGCGAGUAAUCCUAAGAAAACGUGCGAAAAUCUUUAAACCCGUCCUCCAACAGUCCAACUUCUACUACAGCACUCCAAUACUGUUCGCUGAAGUUAAUUUUAAUAAAAAAUUUCGCGAUUUCCCGUCAUUAAACCAUCAUUUUUCCUUUUUAUUCUGUUCUUGCUUCAGAUGUCUGCUUCCUGAAGUGGAACAUUCCCGACGAACAGCUCAGGAAUGAUUCCCCCCCCCCCUUUCAUGACCAGUUCCGCUUGAAAUCUAACGUUUCUAAGAAUUUUGACGGGUCUGAUGUUACUGGAACACUUCGAACACGCGGUAUGAGGUCCAAAAGAUUCUCGCACAUUGAAAAAGAUUCAAUGGAAAGAGAAGACCGUACAGUUUUCACUUGGACUGGCUAACAGCCCCGUCCCUGGUCCCAGUAAAAGGAAGACCCAAGGCCCGAUUUGAAAAAGAACCGAAACCUCAACUGCCGACGUUGUUGGUUUUCUUAUUUUUUUUUUCAACUGGCUUUUUGCAUUCAGCGUAGAACUUGUGUAUUUUAAUUUUUUUUGGUCAUCAGUUGUGCUAAUUUGUGGUGAACCUGGAGAAAAUCAAGCAGUUGCAAAUAAAGAAAUCUUGUAUUGUAUAUGUAUAGGACCAGAUAAUUUUCUAAACAUUACUGGAUAAAAUGCUGGUGAAUUGGA